GGUUUUCUCCGCUGCGCAUUGGUAGUUGGGCUUCUUCGGUGUGAAAGGGGUUUGAAGUGAAUUUUCUCGACGUCGACGGCCCACGGAAACGGCGCUGGAUUCGCUGGCAAGUUUCAGUUUUCCUCCGCAAACGACUUCGUUGGGCUUCGAGGGCUGGUUGUCGGAUGAAGGUGAAAAGUUGCUGCGAGUGUUGCUGCGGAUCGGCCAACAACCGUCUUCACCAUCGCCGUCGUCAUCAACCUCCUUCGGGAAGGCCGUUGAUGAUCACCAGUCUUGUGCUAGUGUCAGUGGUGAAAAAUUGGCCAACGUAGAAGAGGAAAACAAAAGGGAAACCCCUGAAACGGUGCGGAAAAGCAGGCGCUGUCGCUGGCAGCCGUUCCAGCCAUAGACAGACCGUGUGCAAGUGUGGCUCGUCCGUGCGUGCGUGUUCUUGUGUUUAUCUGGCCUUUGGUGUGCUUAGAUAGACAAAGGAGCAGGAAGAGUGCGGAUGCGAGGGAAGUUGGUGGCCGAGAGUGAGCGCGCGGUCGACACAUCCAUAUACGCGGGACAAGUGGCACAGGCAGGAACGAGACGGAGCGAGAGUGAGAAAGACAGCAGCAAGUGCAAGCGGGAAGGCGAUAGACCCAUCGGAGAGCGGAGCAGCAACGGGCAGUGGUGUUGUGUAGGGCUGUGCGGGAUUGUGAGUAGCGCGUGAUAAUAGGAGGCCUCCAAAAACACUGCCGCCUUGUGUUCCUUCUUCCGAAUGGCCGACAAUGGUGCCGCUGCUGCAAAUGUAAAGCACAGUGACGACGGUGGUCGGCAGCUCGAAAGUUCACUGAAAACGCUCAGAAAAAUGUUCAACCCAAACAACGGCGCCCAGGGCGGCACGGCCGGAGGCAGCGGUGGCGUCGGCGGAGGCGCUGGCGGCAGCGGUAGUGGCACAGCUGGUUCGGCCGCGGCCACUGCGGCACCAGUCGAUCGUCUGAAGAUGCUCUAUCCGAACGUCAACGAGGCCGUCGAUCCGCUGCCCCGCUCCUGGAGCUCGCAGGACAAGUGCAGCACCAUCGGACUGACGCAAAACAAUUUACGUGUUCACUACAAAGGAAUUGGCAAAUCACACACGGAUGCGGCCUCGGUGCGCACCGCGUACCCGAUACCGGCGGCCUGCGGUUUGUACUACUUCGAGGUGAAGAUCAUCUCGAAGGGCCGCGACGGCUACAUGGGCAUCGGGCUGACACACACCAACUUCAAGAUGAACCGGCUGCCGGGUUGGGACAAGCAGUCCUACGGUUACCACGGUGACGACGGUAACUCGUUCUGCUCGUCCGGUAACGGCCAACCGUACGGACCGACCUUUACCACCGGCGAUAUCAUAGGCUGUGGCGUCAAUCUGGUCGACAACACGUGCUUCUACACCAAGAAUGGCCACCAUCUGGGCAUUGCUUUCAGAGAUCUACCGCCCCGGUUAUACCCGACCGUGGGGUUGCAGACACCGGGCGAAGUGGUCGACGCCAACUUUGGGCAGGAACCGUUCAAGUUCGACAUCGAAGACAUGCUGAAGGAGCUGCGCUCCGGGACGAAGGCAACGAUCUACAACUUCCCCCUACCGGACGAUCAGGGCGAUUGGACGGUGAUCUUGCACAAAAUGGUUUCCUCCUACCUCGUGCACCACGGGUACAGCUCGACGGCGGAAACGUUUGCCCGGACCACGGGCCAGGUGAUGCAGGAAGACAUGACAUCGAUCAAAAAUCGGCAAAAAAUAAUAAAACUAGUGCUUUCCGGGCGAAUGGGUCAAGCGAUCGAACAAACCAUUCGCCUCUAUCCGGGACUGCUAGAGUCGAACCAAAAUCUGCUCUUCAUGCUAAAGUGUCGACAGUUUAUCGAGAUGGUAAACGGAUCUGACUUUGAGCUCGGUACACCAUCGUCCCGCACGAGCCCGGUUCAAACGUCGGUGAUACAAUCAACAAAAAGCUAUCAGAACGGUAACACCAUUAUUCCGGAUGGCAACGACAAUCAUGGAUACUUAAAGAAUAACGUCCUCAGUAACAAUAAUGCCAGCAAUAAUAAUGGCACAUGCAUCGAAGAGGACUACUCGAACGACGUGGAGAUGGAGAACGGCCACAGCAAUAAUAAUAGCGCCACGAAUGGGUACAAAAAUGGUACCGCAGGGCGACCCGGGGAACCGCCCGGAUCGGCCGACGCCGAGGACGACGUGGUGGACGAAACGAACGAUGUGGACAGGGACGAAGAUAUGGACGUAGACUCCUCAUUAUCGCCAAAUUGUAAGACGACGACCAGUGCAGCGGCGGCGAAGUCGGGCGUCGAACGUAUGCUAGAGUUCGGCCGGGAGCUGUUCCAAAUGAGCCAACGUCUGGAGAAGGAGCAUGGUGUCAAUGAAACUAAUCAAAAAAUGUUGGAGGAUGCAUUUAGUUUAUUAGCCUAUUCGAAUCCGUGGGCGAGCCCUCUCGGAUGGCAGCUGAGCCCGUCGCGUCGCGAAGCUGUGUGUGCCGCUCUAAACUCUGCCAUAUUAGAAUCAAUGAAUUACUCCUGGCGGCCGCCACUGGAGGUGUGCAUAGCGCACUCCAGCGAACUGUUGCGUCUCAUGUCCAGCUCAUCGCUCGGUGCGUGCGCCUUCGUUAGCGUCGACGAUAUACUUGCUCAGCAUCAGCAGCAUUGACUACGCCUGCAGCCUAUAGCGCCUUACACCAGCAGCCAGCUAAUGGAACGUCCCGUGGAGCGGCAUCGCCGGGCAUAAUAUCUUCUAUUCGAAUAUCUGGCAGACUUUUUUCUCUCGAUCAUCGGCGGGGCGAGACCAGUGCGUGAUCCUUCUGGGUUAAGAGACGACCAACGAACAGCGGCACAUCUAUGGAAUAGGGAAAUUGUUGCGUUUUGUGAGAAGGAAAACCUACCUUAACCUGUUCAGCACAUUGCCAUCCGCGCCAUGUUCACGACCGUUUACUGCUGCGUGAUAUGCAAAUCCUAUUUUUGAAUCAAUAUAAUUUUCUCUGGUAUCGGGCAUCGUAUUCCCCAUCAAAACACAUACACAUCACAUUACAACCCAGCAUAUAAGAGAGCCUUUUCAGGAGGGAAGCGCCAACGUGGACUGCUUCUACCAACGAUCGUGCCCCUCGUGAUGCUACAACGGACGCGGAGCGGUCGAAUUUGUAAAUGUGUUCAUAUAUUUUUUUUUUGAUUACCUUCAAAUCGUGAGACCGUUCGAUGGCGCGCCACCCUUUGGCCGUGUUUGCUUCUUGUUGCUACUCGAUCAGUUCGGUUCACUUGCUGCUGCAACCCUUGUUACGUUACCUUACAAACCCCGUGGCGGAUGAUGCUGGUUCCCAAGGUCCCCUAGAAACUGGCAAUAAAAUUCGGCGCCCCACGGGGAAUGCGCGAAGGUACUCGGUGUGGGUAUUAUGGAAUGAACGAAACAGAAGGCCGAUAAACUGAGUGAGGAUUCCCGUGAUGAGUGAUAAUAACGAAGCAUAAAAACACACCUGUGGAAAGCUGGAACCCGGAUUGUAAUAUAAGAGCAAACAAAUAAUAAUAUCUAAUUAAAAUUAGCAAUUAAACUGACCACACAAACCCGAGCAAGAAGAGGAGGGACUGUGUUGUGUUGUGCGUGAUCGACCAGAGAUAUCGACGACGGGCAGACGACGGGGCGUAGAACGGAAGCAAAUCUCAUGUAAAUUGAAGGAAAGCAACGAGAAGAGCGAGGAAGUGGAACAGAUUACAGACAUAAGUGACUAUUAAAGGUACAUUAGGAAGAGUAGCCGACCGAAAAGUGGAACUUGCUUUGGGGCGCGCGCCGAAUGAUUCGGUUAGAGGCGAUGUGUAGGGCGUUAAUGUAGCGAAAUAAGUUCCAGAGUGUUGCUUGCCGUAUUUUCCAAGCUCCUUGUUUUAACUGCAAAUUGCCGGAGUUAUAUUUUCACGUGUUGAAGGCGCAUUGGCGUGCGGUAACGAAAGGGACACUUCAAUCGGUACCAAUUUCAUCCCUCACGACGAUAGGGCAUUGGAUUUCCGACGCUAGAUCGAGACUAGAAGUUUUGCAACUCCCAGCACGACUAAAGAUCUCAUCUCUUCGUAGUUUAACCGAGCUAGGGCUUUUUAGGACGAGUCGUCGCGUGCGCGGAACAAAACAUAAAUCGGAUUUCAACGACACCAAUAGCGUACUCUCUCGAUGCCUGGUGCAUCGAGCUUACGGAAGUGGUUUGCGUUCGCUUCCAUGAUCGAGCUCUCCUUGGCGUAGUUAGUAGAGCCUCUUUCGGCGGUAGGGCAAGACUUAUCGCACGACAAGCCGGGGACGAGAGGCCGGGAAUUAGAUGCAAUCCUGUGUUUCUCGAUAUUCUUUGUUCACACAAUGUUACCCAAAUUUAGCUCACAAGAGGGGGUCCCCAAGGGGACCCCGAACACGCGAAACUUUGCAAACCCCUUUAGUUCAGGGCUCAUCCCACGCUCCCACAAACGUUGGCAUGUGCAAUUAUAUUCUGCAGUGCGGCGAAAGAUGAUAGUAGAAGCGUUUUCUAUUCGUUCGGCACACACUCCCCUUGCCGGCUGGCCAACCGGAGAACGCGUUGUUAAGGACUAACAGGAAAGAAUCGUCACUAGCGUAGAUCACUUUGUGCAUAUACCAUUACUCGCUGAUCUUCGGUUGGGGCGAUUGUUGAUUGUUGAAUGAUGGAUGAAAGUAACGGCGACGAAUGGGUCGAAGGACACGAACGAGCAUUCGCUGGUCGCAAACCGAACACGUUGUACUAAAACGCGAAACAAAACUGGUAAUGAGAAGGCUUAGUUUGUUAAGGUGUGUUAGAGGUACGAGUUUAGAUUGUGUAAAGAAACACGGGGGGGAUCAUCGUCGCUUCAUACAGUACACAGACAAUGAGGAGCGUUCAUUACCACCCACCCGCAACCCCACCGUUUGCGGCCCUUUCUCUGUAUCUGCCCUGUUCGCUGCAAUCGUUAAAUGCUUGACCUGAUCAUCUCUGAUACUACUGAUUCCUUCAGAUCAGCACCACUCCAUUCGCUCUGCCCACUAACUUCUCGUUCCGGGCGAAAACAAUGCGUCCACAAGCGAAGGGACGUGGCCAAGGGAUGAAGUACACGCACCUGCGAGUGUAAGGACUAGGCUGUAAGAUUUAAGAUAUGGAUAUACACAAGAUCCGUGGCCCCGACGGACGAGCAGCAGGGACGGAUUUGCGGAUAAUAACAAAAGCGUGGCCGCAGAGACCACCGUAGACGGCGAGGGCGAAGGCUACAGUUAGGUAACAUUUUUUUGAGAAAUCACUGUGAAUAAUCAAGGAGCAGCAGCGCGCGCGCAUACCGGUACGAUAGGGGAGCCCCGAGUGGUUACAUCGCAAGCUCGCGGCCGAAGAAAACAUAAUAAAAACAAGUAAAAUAAACAUUUAAUU
This is a messenger RNA of Anopheles bellator, 5384 nucleotides long. It is a transcript of the gene RanBPM, whose product is annotated as ran-binding protein 9. Bases 743 to 2656 code for a protein of 637 amino acids. Gene Ontology annotation, biological process: cell surface receptor signaling pathway; cytoskeleton organization. Lineage: Eukaryota; Metazoa; Arthropoda; Insecta; Diptera; Culicidae. Gene Ontology annotation, molecular function: protein binding. The transcript is spliced from 10 exons. The record is from RefSeq and is a predicted model, not a curated record. Gene Ontology annotation, cellular component: cytoplasm.